CAACGAAUUGAGGUCACAAUAGCGUAGCGCGUACCUUCGCCAUUUUCACAGCUCUUUGUGCGCUACCGUUUGCAAAGAGUUUCUGUGUUUUUAACAAGCCAUUUGCUACUUCAGAUUUUAAAUCCAUUGCGAGAAUGCAAGGAAACAGAGGCCCCCAGCAGAACCGCGGCCCAAACCGCCCGGGAGAGCAGCUGAAAAGCGAAGGAACAAACAGCAACGGGCAGCAGCCAGAUCCCAACGAGCAGACCAACCCCAACGAGGCCUUAACCCUGGACCUGCAGAGCUUCAGAAAGCCCGGGGAAAAGACCUUUACCCAGCGGAGCAGGCUGUUUGUAGGUAAUUUACCAACGGGUGUUACCGAGGAGGACCUGGAGAAGCUGUUCACCAAGUAUGGAAAAGCCAGCGAGAUAUUUAUUAACAAGGAAAGAGGCUUCGGCUUCAUUAGGCUCGAAACGAGAAUCAUAGCAGAGAUUGCCAGAGCCGAGCUAGAUGAUACCCCCUUCAGAGGCAGGCCCAUACGGGUGAGGUUUGCGACACACGGAGCUGCUUUAACUGUGAAGAAUCUGCCAGAGUUUGCGUCCAACGAGCUCCUGGAGGAGGCCUUCGCAGUCUUUGGCCAGAUAGAAAGAGCUGUGGUCAUAGUGGAUGACCGAGGGAGACCUACGGGGAAGGGCAUAGUGGAGUUCACCUCAAAGCCAGCUGCAAGAAAGGCUUUGGAUAAGUGCUCUGAUGGUGCUUAUCUUCUGACAGCUUUCCCCCGGCCUGUUACAGUGGAGCCUAUGGAACAGUUUGAUGAAGAGGAGGGACUGCCAGAAAAGUUGGUCAACAAAAACCAGCAGUAUCACAAAGAGCGUGAGCAGCCGCCACGAUUCGCUCAGCCCGGCUCCUUCGAGUAUGAGUAUGCCAUGCGAUGGAAGGCCCUGAUGGAGAUGGAGAAGCAGCAGUAUGAGAUGGUGGACCGCAACAUGAAAGAGGCGCAGGAGAAGCUGGAGGCUGAGAUGGAGGCAGCCAGACACGAGCAUCAGGUGAUGCUGAUGAGGCAGGACCUCCUGAGGCGGCAGGAAGAGCUGCGAAGGAUGGAGGAGCUCCACAAUCAGGAAGUGCAGAAGAGGAAACAAGCCGAGCUCCGACAGGAGGAGGAACGCCGCAGGAGAGAGGAGGAGAUGAGGCUGCGCAAUGAGGAGAUUAUGAAGAGGCAGCAGGAGGGCUUCAGGGGCAACUUCUCUGAGAACAGGGAGCAAGACAUGAGGAUGCAUAUGGGUGGUCAUGGGAUGCCCAUGAACAGAAACUCUCUGGGGGGCAGCUCUGGUCCAGCUGGUACUCCUGGCUUGGCUGCAGAGAAUUCACCAAUGUUGCCAGGGCCAGGAAACAACAGCAUGCCUGGAGGUGGUCAGGGUGGCUUCCCCAGAGGCCUCCCCGGCCCUGGAGAUUAUGGACCUCCCAAUAAACAACGCAGAUUUUGAAUUGCAAGCUUAAUUUCCCCCCCCCCCC
Molecule: messenger RNA, 1491 nt
Organism: Pundamilia nyererei
Lineage: Eukaryota; Metazoa; Chordata; Actinopteri; Cichliformes; Cichlidae
Product: non-POU domain containing, octamer-binding
Exons: 1
Coding region: 135-1463 (442 amino acids)
Molecular function (GO): RNA binding
Source: RefSeq, a predicted model, not a curated record